Lodderomyces parapsilosis is the source of this 513-nucleotide messenger RNA. RefSeq lists its product as uncharacterized. The transcript has a single exon. The coding region runs from base 1 to 513 and encodes 170 amino acids. NCBI's taxonomy places the organism in Eukaryota, Fungi, Ascomycota, Pichiomycetes, Serinales, Debaryomycetaceae. The record is from RefSeq and is a predicted model, not a curated record.
AUGUUCAGCAGAAACUUAGCCAGAUCUAUUGAGCGAACCAAAUUUUACAACCAGUCAAGGCCAUUUUCAUUAGGGGAUUGGUUUAGGUCGUGGAAGGAUGCUGCUCAGUCGCAACGUCUUAUCUAUCCACCGCCAGCAUCACUGUUCACCACAAAGAAUAGAAUCAUAGAUGUUUGGGUUACAGAAAAACAGGAUAUAUACAACUACAUCAAUGUUAAGCCCCCAUUGUUGCUUAACUUCACUUUUGCUACUCCAAAGGAUAAUAAAGUGACACAAGCAUUAUUUGAUGUCCUUUCGGACAAGUCUAAAUAUCCUCUGGGAAAAGAGCCAGUGUAUUUGGUAAACAUCUUAGCGGAUUCCGAUGGUGGCAGAGAAUUGAUGAUGGAGUACGUUGUUGGAAGUAAAUUGCCAUGUAUAUUGGUGUUGAAGCAUCAACUACCAGUGGGGAAAUUUGUUCCAGAUGUGAAUAAUUUCAGUGAACAAGACAUUAUUGAAUUCUUAAAAGGAGUGUAG